AUGUACAUCGACUGGGCGCACCGCUAUCUUCCCAGGUGUUUUGCAGUAUGUUCGUUUAUCAUAAAUCCUCUCUUCAUUUAUAUGAUUCUGAAGGACACUAAUAUGAAUAUGGGCAAUUAUAAAUAUCUGGUUCUGUAUUUUUCGAUUUUCAACAUGUCUUGCUCGUUGUGUGAUCUUUUUGUGCCAGUUGGAAUUUACAACUAUCAGUAUGCCGGGUACCUAUCAGGAACCAAUGUGAACCAGCGAUUGCGAUAUGUUCAAGACUCAUUCAUGCGGUAUUAUGGACAAGAUCCGAUGGAAUUGAAUAUUGUCAUUGCGCAGUAUUGGGACGCCUCCCCUGAUUUAAUUCGCGACACCUGGAUUGGUAUUGGGUUACUAUCCAUUGUCUCAUUUGCUUCUCUUUUGAUUAUUGUGCUAUUCGGAUUUCUUAUCGUAUCAGAACUCCGAAAUCAGAUUCUCUUCUUGAGUGCCAACACCAGACGGCAGCAAACCCAACUGACGAUUGCUUUGGUUAUUCAGACAAUAACUCCUACUGUCGCUUGCUUCUUACCAUGCUUCUUUUCCUGGUACCAACCAAUGUUUGGGAUUAAUGUAGGGCAAUGGCUACAAAACACAUCUUCCAUCGUAAUGUCCAUGUUUCCUGUGAUCGAUCCGUUGUCCACAAUUUUUGUGCUCCCAACUUUCAGACGCCAGGUCAAGAAUGUUCUGUUUCGAACUGCAAAAUCGAAAACUAACAGUGCAACUACCCCAAGUAGAGCCACUCGUACAAAUGCAACAUGUUUUUGA
Caenorhabditis briggsae is the source of this 786-nucleotide messenger RNA. It is a transcript of the gene Cbr-srj-21, whose product is annotated as Protein CBR-SRJ-21. The transcript has 4 exons. Bases 1 to 786 code for a protein of 261 amino acids. The record is from RefSeq and is a predicted model, not a curated record. NCBI's taxonomy places the organism in Eukaryota, Metazoa, Nematoda, Chromadorea, Rhabditida, Rhabditidae.